Messenger RNA from Paramecium tetraurelia, 900 nucleotides. RefSeq lists its product as uncharacterized. Gene Ontology annotation, molecular function: mRNA binding. The transcript is spliced from 2 exons. Gene Ontology annotation, cellular component: cytoplasm. NCBI's taxonomy places the organism in Eukaryota, Ciliophora, Oligohymenophorea, Peniculida, Parameciidae. The record is from RefSeq and is a predicted model, not a curated record. Gene Ontology annotation, biological process: post-transcriptional regulation of gene expression.
AUGAAAUCACAAAUUGUUAACAAUUAAAGAUAUUAUUCAUGCUAAGAUGAAGAUGGAAAUUCUACAAGGAUGCUUAGAAAUUCUAACAAUUCAGUUAGGAUACUUACAGACAUUCAAUUGCCCUAAUAAAUGUCAAAAAGCACUCAAGAUGCUUAUGAAAAAGGGGAAAGCGAGAUGAAGAAUAAUAUCUUUGACAACGUUAUUAAGGAGAACAUUAUUGGAUUCUCAAUUGAUAUUUAUAAUCAUUAUAUCAUCCAAUGUAUUUUAGAAAAAGGACUGAGUGAACACAAAAGCUAUGUUUUAAGACAAGUCGUAGAAAAUAUGGAUUUAUUUUGCUAUCGGAAAUAUGCCUACAAAAUAGUACAGGCAUGCUUAACUUAAUUCCAAAACAAUUAAAUCAUCUAAUACAUAAUUGAUAAUAUCAAGAGACUAUAAUUUGAUUAAUAUGGAAAUCUCAUCAUUAGUACACUUUUAGACACUAUUCAGAAUGAUGAAUAAUUUGCUUAAAUAAUAAACAAAUUAUAAAUCGAUAAAAUCAAAUAUCAUCAAUAUGGUUGUGUAAUUUUGAUUAAUAUGGUCACUUGCCCCAAAGCUAACCAUGUGGGUCCUAUAAUCAAUAAACUUAUCUAAGAAAGCAUUCAAUUAUCAAAAUCUUAGUUUUCGAAUUAUAUCAUUUAGAAGAUGCUAAAAGAAAGAACAAUUGAGUAAAAUAAGGUUUUAAUCAAUGAAUUCUUGAUUCCAAAUUUUGUUGAGUUAUCAUGUAAUAAGUUUGGAAGUAAUGUUUGUGAAAUCAUGGUCACUAAAUCACUUGCUUAUUAACUCUAGAAUUUAUGGAAUUUAGUCAUUAAAUAGUAUGAUUUUUAUUUAUUUUAGGAAUCUGAGAUCACUUUUGAAUAAUGA